AUGCUUCUUGAUAACCCAACCCUCGAUUUAUCAGAAGAAAAACAUCUUCCCACCCUUAAAUCCGCACCCCCGAAAUCCGUAUCCUCAAAUCCGCACCCCCCUUAUCCUCAUCCUCAAAUCCGCAUCCUCAAAUCCGCAUCCUCAAAUCCGCAUCCUCAAAUCCGCACACCCAAUCCGCAUCCUAAAAUCCGCACCCCCCUAAUCCUCAUCCUCCAAUCCGCAUCCUCAAAUCCGCAUCCUCAAAUCCGCACACCCAAUCCGCAUCCUCAAAUCCGCACCCCCCUAAUUCUCACCCCGAUCCGCAUCCUCAAACCCGCACACCCAAUCCGCAUCCUCACCCCCAUUCCGCAUCCUGAAAUCCGCACCCCCCUAAUCCUCACCCCAAUCCGCAUCCUCAAAUCCGCAUCCACAAACCCGCACACCCAAUCCGCAUCCUCAAAUCCGCACCCCCCUAAUUCUCACCCCGAUCCGCAUCCUCAAACCCGCACACCCAAUCCGCAUCCUCACCCCCAUUCCGCAUCCUGA
Messenger RNA from Penaeus chinensis, 525 nucleotides. RefSeq names its product extensin-like. Lineage: Eukaryota; Metazoa; Arthropoda; Malacostraca; Decapoda; Penaeidae. The transcript is spliced from 2 exons. Bases 1 to 525 code for a protein of 174 amino acids. The record is from RefSeq and is a predicted model, not a curated record.